Messenger RNA from Cantharellus anzutake, 740 nucleotides. RefSeq lists its product as uncharacterized. NCBI's taxonomy places the organism in Eukaryota, Fungi, Basidiomycota, Agaricomycetes, Cantharellales, Hydnaceae. The record is from RefSeq and is a predicted model, not a curated record. The annotation marks the transcript as partial. The transcript has 2 exons. Gene Ontology annotation, cellular component: mitochondrial matrix. Gene Ontology annotation, biological process: L-arginine biosynthetic process. Gene Ontology annotation, molecular function: arginine binding; L-glutamate N-acetyltransferase activity, acting on acetyl-CoA as donor.
AUAAACCCGAGCGCAGCAGUUCAUUGCCUCAUGCGCUGUUGAGUGGGGGCCCCAAAAAGGUGACUAGGCACACGCCCACGCUGAUUAGGAGUGGACUUCCUAUCAGGGUUAUUAGGGAUUGGAAGGAGAUUGUGAGGAACGGCGAGACGAGGGAGAAGAUAGUUAAACUUAUGGAGAGCAGUUUCCGGAGGAAGCUGGAUGAAGGGUCUUUCUUUAAGAGGCUAGAGGAGCGGUUGGAUUUCGUGAUCGUUGCAGGAGAUUGGGCUGGUGCGGCUAUCGUCACGAAGGAGGGGCCGUUCCUGCUUCUGCUUCGGGAUGGGACGGUUGAUUUCCUGUGGGUGGCAUUACACGACGAAUCCUAUGGGCUUGGAUUAGACAGCGCCCUGAACCCGAACGUGGGCGGCCGACAAGGGAGGGGUGUUGGGAGGGAUCUAGUUUGGAGAAGUCGAGCGGGGAAUCCGGUGAAUGGGUGGUAUUUCGAAAGAAGCACGGGUCAUAAGAGGAUUAGCCCGGACGCGGGGAAGGGGGAUUGGGUGUUGUUCUGGUGUGAUGCCGAGGAACGAUUACGGAUGAGGGAGGAGGAAUUGAGGAUAUUUUGGGAAAAGGAGUUGGAAGAACCUGCGGAUGAGGAGAUGCGUGGGAGAAAGGUUAGGGUUCCUGGGUUGAGUUGGUUGAUGGAGGAGGAGAAGGGAAGACUUGAGAGGUGGGAGACGAUCGUGGGUGCUAUCCCGAGUUCUUGG